AUGUCUAAAAGGCCUUUAUUUAUAGAAUUUAAUGAUAAAGGCAAAGGAAAAUCUUUCCGACGUCCUCAUUCUCCUUUUGUCAGCAGAGGAGUACAUUUGAGUAUUAGGCGACGUAAUGCGGUUCAGAACUCUAACUCUCUUGUACAGCAUAGUCAAGGCGUUAGAGCCAGCAGCUCAGUGAAUAACAUAUCAUUGGAUGCAAACGAGACAGUUGAAAUGGUUCAGUCUUUGAUAGAGAGGGGGCGAAACUUACUAAAAUCAGUAUCUGCAAAGGAAAAAUCCCUUCAGUAUGAUGUGGAGGCAGAACUUCGUAAAGAAUCACUUAGAUUAGAGUACAUUGAUAAAUCACUUGGAAAUGACGACUCCCAGAUAUUUGGUGAUUUAUCAGAUGCGAUUCCAGCUGUAAAAGGACCGGAGAGUGUAUCUGUAAGUACCACAAAAGAACGGGAGAGUUCAUCUGAUGAUUCUAUAAUAAUUCUAAGCGAUGAAGAUGAAUCCAUGGAAGAAACAGAGCAGUAUGCAAACUCUUUCAAUGACAAUGACGCCCUUGGAGUGCUGAGUGAUGAACCACAAGACGAGGAAGAAGACGAGGAAGAGGAAGAGGAAGAGGAAGAGGAAGAGCUAUUUGGAAGUGAGGGAGACGAAGAGAUUGGAUCACCUUCACCAGUAUCUUCGGAACAUUCCAACCGAGAUGAAAAUCAGUUGCUAUCUGAAUACUCUGACGAGGAAGGUUACAUCAACGAGGAAGAUAUAUCUUCGGAAGGAGAUCAGGAAACUUCAAAACCUAUUCUGUACAUGCAACAGCCUAGCCAGCCUAGACUUGAUAAUAACUAUGCGAUGAAAGAGAAAUCUAAUGAGAAUGUUGAACUCUCAGAACCUGAUAUUAAAUCUUAUGAAGAAGUAGUAGAUGAUAAUGUUGUUGAAAUGACGGAUAACUCAGAGGAGGAAGGAAUAGAAAAUGAAGAAGAAGUUGCCAAUGUUGAGGAAUUCAAUGCUCAUUCUGAUAUUGAGAAUUCUGUUGGAAAAGCCGAACAUCAAUCAGAUUUCAUAUACAAUAUGAAUUCAAUUGCUAAACAAGCACUUGAUAGAAUGAACCGUCACGAUAUUGAGGAUUUUGAAACAAUGCAUAUUGAGUCGGAAGAUGCGCAUAGUGAAGACGCAGAACUUUCCCAUGAGCAAAAACACAACAGUCAAUACAAUUCAUCUGAUAUUGAAGAACAAGAACAAGAACAAUAUAGUGAAGAUAUUAGCGAACAAUCCUAUUCUGAGGAAGAUACACAAAAUCUCAGAUCUGAUGGGGUAGGUGAACUUGGUGAGUAUAGCUACCAUAUCAAUUCAGGUAACAACGAGUACGGAUUGAUAACAGAUCAUGAUCACUCAAUAGUCACCGGAAAAAAUGAAGAAGAACAGAAAGAGGUAGAUAAUUUGAAAUCAGCUGCUGUGUUGGAUUCUUCUGUAAACAUCGAAAGUGAAUCUGAGACGAAACAAAGCUCAUCUAAUCUCGCUACAGUUAAUGAGGAAAAACAAGAUUCUGAAGUUCAAGAAACCGUGACAUAUGCAGAGAACUCUCCUCCACAGAAAAAAGCCAAAUAUACACUCUCAUUCUCAGAAACUUACUCAGAUACGGACUCUAGAAUAAGUGGUGCGGAAGAAUACAGAGAUGGAUCAACCACAGAGUACCAUUCAGCAUUCAGUAAUAAUCCAUUUGAAAAUUCGGAGAAAGUUCAAGAAGAAGACCAUAUAUUACAGAAUAUUCUUGAUUCUUUAGGGUUGUCUGCCGAAGGAGUUAAUGGAGGUAUACAAGAAAAUCAAUGUGAGGAAGAUUCUUCGGUUGAUCGAAAUGAUGUAAGCAAUGUAAUAUCUCAAGAAUUUAAGAAAGCUCUUCCAAAAAAUUCUAGUUUCGACGCUUCCAACACCAUUAACGAAACGGUGCCAAUAGAAAAUAUUGAAGAUUCAAGUAAUUCCAAGCAUACUUCUCCAGUAAUGAUAAACAGUGAAGACCAAGAAGGUAUUUGUUCUGCAGAUUCUGACGUCGAAAACGAAAGUGAACUACCGUCUAAGGAGAAUUCUAUGCCUGAAGAGAGGGAUGUUGCUAUAAAAAUACCAUUGUUUGUAGACGAAGAGACGAUAAGACUUACAACCAGCCCUGUUAGAAAGAUUCCCACUUCUGGCAGUGAAGAAAUUGAAACUUCAAUUGAUCAUAAUAUGACUGAUAGAAUCAAACUAAACAGACUUUCAGUAAACUUAGAAUGCGAUCUUCUCGAUCAACGUGGAGCUUCACUUACGUCUGUCCUCAGUAAUAACCUUCAGAAUUCUAUGGCAUUACAAAGCUCUCCCGAAACAUUGGAACCAGCUUUUGGUACUGAAGUUACCAAAGAGCAAAUUGGUUCAAAACCCUCGGCAUCUCAAACUCACAACGACGGUAUUUCAGCAUAUGAUGAUACUAAAGAACUUUCAAAUGAAAGUAACCCUUUUGAAUCGUCAUCAGUGAAAGAUAAAAGUAACAUUAAGACACUACCUCUCUUACAUCCUCAAGCUACAGCUACACAAUCGUACCCAUUUAAAGUUCUGAAACAUUCAGAAAAGCGCACAGAGUUGAGUGACUAUGUCAAUUUGAUCAUUCAUGGUCAGGAAAGUAAUGAAAGUAGUGUACCUACACCAAUAGUAACAGAGCCAUUAGAAAGAUCAAUAUCGAGUGGUGGUACUGAAAAUUCAACCAUUCAAGUUGAAGAGGUAGUUACUGAAGUUCCUUCAACAGAUAAUAUUCAAAAGAUAUCUACAGAACCUGAAGUUACUUUAAAGUCAUCUCCAGAAAUCGUUCAUGAUGCUGUGAUUAUAGAAGAGGUUGCUUUCGAAACUGAAAUCACAGAAAAUAACACUGAACUAAAUUCUGAUAAUCAGCUUCCUGAUGGAAAUGUAACAGUACAGGAAUCUACACAUUAUACUUCCCAAAGUGUUCAGGACAUAACUGUGGAAGCAACUGGUAAUAAUAUUGUAAAUGAUGUGUGGCAUAUUGAUGACUCCAACCAUGUAUCUACUGAAAUUGAAAAUGCAGAUGUACAAAACAUUGGCUUCCGAAAUGCAAAGUCUCUGUCAGAAAAUAGUAUUCAAUCUUCCGUACAAAACUUGGAUGAGAUUGAAGUUUUACUAUCAGAAUCCCCUGAAUUAUCCAUUCACCGGAAGGAGAACGAUCAAGCAAACGGAACAGAGCAGGUUGCUAAAUUUGACAACAACAUACCGCAUAAUAACCAAAACUCCGAUAUAACGUCAGAGAUUACACAACAACAUGGAUCUACAGAUGCUGAUUCAUCGUCUGGUUCCAGAAAAUCAAUUGCAAAACUCAUAAUUUCUUCUCCAUUAAAGAUAUUAUCUUCAUUGGCUAAUGGUUUAACCUCUGUCAGUAAUGCUGCUUCUGAAUUUGUAAGUACUGUGAACUCUGUUACUCUUCCUUAUGAUGAUGGUAGUAUUGAUGCUUCUCCAGCGGAAAACAUUGAAUAUAUAUCAACUGUCAACGAAGAAGAUGUUCAAGAAGAAGAUGUCAAGGAAGAAGAUGUCAAGGAAGAAGAUGUUCAGGACGAACUUGCUGAUGAGGAACUUGUUGAUGAAGAAAAUCUUGAGGAAGAAGAUAUUCAGGAAGAACUUGCUGAUGAAGAACUUGCUGAUGAAGAACUUGUUGAUGAAGAAGAUAUUAAGGAAGAAGAUAUUAAGGAAGAAGAUAUUCAGGAAGAAAAUGUUGAAGAAGAAAAUGUUCAGGAAGAAAAUGUUGAAGAAGAAAAUGUUCAGGACGAACUUGCUGAUGAAGAACUUGUUGAUGAAGAAAAUCUUGAGGAAGAACUUGUUAAGGAAGAAAAUGUUAAAGGAGAUGAUAAGCAACACUUAACCUCUAAGAAAGCAGAACAUAAUGAUUAUGGAUCUGAAAUCUCAGAUAUUAAAGGUGAAAUUACUGAAAAACCGCAGUUCCUAGAGGAAAAUGUUAAAAUUGAACAAGCUUCUGAGGGAACUAAUAUGAACCAUGAUGACAACCAUUACGAAAAUAAUGAGACAUUAGCUCCCACAAAGAAGCAAGCUUCGAUAUCAAAACCUAAAAACAAUGUGAAUAAUGAAGAUAAUAGUAGAGAUAGUUCAAAUGAUGUGUUUUAUUCGGCAGAUAACAACGAGGAUGUCGAACUAUCCAAAAUCGAAACAUCGACAAGGUCGGAUUCUAAAUCCUCAUAUAACGAAAACAAUGAUAUGGAUUCGCAACUAAAAACUGCAAAACCAGAAGAUACUGUAACUAUACUCGCAGAAGAGAAACCCGAAAAAGUUUCUGAUAUUCAAGUUACUAUUCAAGAAGAGCUUCCAAAGCUAGAGAGAACGCCAGUCAAAAAGAGACCUCGUGCAGUUGAUACUGAGCGUAAACCAUCGAAAAAAAAGCGUAAUAAGAAAAAGAAGCAAUACAGACAAAGAAACUCUGUUAUGAGAAACCUGAGACCGAGAUCUAAAUGA
Messenger RNA from Kluyveromyces marxianus DMKU3-1042, 4485 nucleotides. RefSeq names its product Esc1p (gene ESC1). The transcript has a single exon. The coding region runs from base 1 to 4485 and encodes 1494 amino acids. The record is from RefSeq and is a predicted model, not a curated record. Lineage: Eukaryota; Fungi; Ascomycota; Saccharomycetes; Saccharomycetales; Saccharomycetaceae.